Symbiodinium necroappetens is the source of this 423-nucleotide messenger RNA. The record is from the annotation of a GenBank genome assembly. Lineage: Eukaryota; Dinophyceae; Suessiales; Symbiodiniaceae.
AUGCGGGGUGAUCCGUCCUCGGCACUACUGGAAGUGUUGGAUCCGGAGCAGAACAACAGCUUCCGCGACCACUAUCUCGAUGUGCCGGUGGACCUCUCCAACAUCCUCUUCCUGAGCACGGCGAACGUCCUGGAGACCAUCCCAACGCCACUCUUAGAUCGGAUGGAAGUCAUUCGAAUUGCCGGCUACGUGUUUGAGGAGAAGCUCGUGAUUGCCAACAAGUACUUGAUCCCCCAGACGGAGGAGCAGAGCGGUGUCGGUACGGAGCGGAUCCAAAUGCAGGAGGAUGCUCUCCACAAGAUGAUCAAGGACUACGCCCGUGAGGCUGGCGUGCGCAACUUGCGACAGCUGCUGGAAAAGGUCAGCCGCAAGGUGGCGCUUGACCUCGUAAGGCAGCAGAAGGCGAACCCCUCCAACGAGCAG